GUCAAGGAAUCAAGUGCGCUGAAGAAGUGAAACAGGAACAUUUCAUCCCUUUAUGAACGAUUAGUAUUUAGUAUCAUUUAAACAAAUUUGAAAAUGAAUAAAAUUGGAAAAACACAGGAUCGUACUAUAAAAUCAAGAAUUGCCGUAAAAAAAGGCAGCACUCUGUUAAACAAGGAAAAUGUGCCAUGUAAUAAAGGAAGUGAUAAAGUAAGAAAACCCCUAUCUGGAAGGAAAACGUUGUCAAGCAGGAAUGGUGAUAAUUCUGAAACAAAGAUUCCAGUGGCAGCACUGGUAAAAUCGAAACAUAGAGUCAAGACAGCUCCAGAUUUUGACAAACUUCAUAAAAAGUGGGAAGCAAAGUUAGCCAAGGGAAAAGCCGUGACAAAACGGGCAAAUACAAAGAUUGAAGCGUUUAAUCUCACGAAGGAAGUAAAUUUGAAGCACGACGAUAUUGAGUCUACUGAGUUCCAAGAUAAGAACGAUUUGGAAGAUGAAAAACCAGUCAAAACUUCACAAGAAAGUGAAGUGGUGCCAGAAGUUAAGACAGUUUGUUGCAGCUGUGGAGAAACGAAGGCCUCACAGGAAAACGUAGCUUCAAUACCAACAACUUUUAAAGUCCCAAAAUCCAUCAGGAAAGUCAAUGUAUCUUCUUCAAAGAAGAAAGAGAAAAAAGUGGAAUUUGAAGAAGAUCCAUUUGAAUUCAAACCAGAUAAGAACGCUUUAGAAAGCAUUCUUAAUAAUGAUGGUAUCAAGUCAACUCCAACUAAACGAAGCACUGGUUUCUGCUCGCCUUCGCCGUACAGUCAGAAAAGAACCUCGAUAUACUACACGGGCCCUCGACCAGACCGUCCGCUCAGUGCUUUCGAUAAAAGAUUGAGCAUGCGUCGUGCGGCAACAAUGAUGGCCAAAAUGAGUGAAGCAAAAAAGGAGUUCGACCCUUUAAACACCUUGAUUGGCGUACACGAUAUUGGUAACAGGUUUAUGACUACACCUCGUAAAGAAACACAAAAUGAUAAGAACACGAAUCCGGAGUGCAUACCCGAAGAAACUGAAGACGAAGAAACAACACAAUUCUGUGACACGAUCCCUCGGACAAUUGAAGCUGAAAUCUCCUGGGCAGAUACACUGAAACACUACUCGCAAUCGCAACUAGAAAGUCAUCCCCUAAUUAGAGAAGACGAGGAAGACCUUGACGGCGACAUAGAAGAAGAGGACAAAGAAGCGCUAAUCGCCCAGUUAGAGGAGGAGGUUCGCGAAACAUUGUCCAGUGUAGCAUUGAAUGAACGUAGUUAUCUUCCUAGUGUAAACCAUUCCUUGCCUCAUCCAUCGUCUACUGAGCUCUUGAGAAAUCCUAAUAUCAGCAUCCCGCUACAGCAAAGGCGAGACAGGCCAUCUAUUUAUCGUAAACUUUUCGCAUCGCCAGCCAAUGUUCAAAAGAGAGAACCAAUCGUAGAGAUAAACCUUCCCAUAAAUGUACCUGCGAGUCUUCCCUUUAGUAGCGACGACGUGGCUGAACAACGUUAUCACACAGAAAUUGCGUCAUUUUGUCCGUUAGAACCAAUUGGAUUUUCCCGGCUGGCAGUGGAUAGUCCAUUACAAAGUUCACACGGAGAAAGUCAAUGCAUCUCCGAAGGGUAUGGUAAUCCACUUAAAAAAUUUGUGCCGUUUCAACCGUCAACCGAUGAAAAUCUGGGACAUCGAAGUGGUUGUACAAGAAACAUUGGUGGUGAAAAGCUGAUAUCAACCUGCUCUACUAUACACGGUCCCGAAAACGCCCCGGGGGGAGGUGUGUGGGUUGCCGAUUCUGCUAGUAUGGAAAAAAGGGUUGAGUUUACUAAUAAUAAUGCUGGUGGAACAAUAUCAUCACGUUGUGCUUUGCAAAGUCUUAAAAACUCCGCAAUUGGCAGUGCAUCGUUUACGAAGCCUAGUGAAAUGAGAGAUUUUAAACACACAAGUCUAGUAGAAGCUGCUAGUGCCUCGUUGGACUUUAAACUAAAGAGAAAAGCAUUAGAAAACGAGUCAGUGUUUAAAAGAAUCCAAGCUUCACGUUUAGAGUCAAUAAAAAAUCCUCCUAAAAGCGAACAAAAUAUUUUAAUUCCAAAACCUGUGAGGCAUGUGGUGGCAGGAGAUGAAGGAUUUGUCACUCGUCAUCGUCAAAUCAUGCACGAGGCUCUGGUGAAGAGUCGUGAUCAUGCGCAGGUGCUUCUGUUAGACGCUGAGGUGUCAAUGCAUACAAGGAGUAUUGGUUAUUUAUGGAAAUAUGAACAUGACCAAAGGCUCGUAAAUCCAUUGGCGAAAGUAUUCAAUGAAGGAGACGAAAGGCAUUUCAUUCCAAUACUGGUAUAAGGAAGUACCCUAUAAUCCUAUAUAUGCACCAAAUAUAUAUAUUGUAAAUAUGUGACAUAGAAAAUUGUUGAAAAAGAUAAGGUGUAGUUUAGCUUUUUAAAUAAACAUUUAGACUAUUGACAUCGCAUUUAGGAGAUAUAUAUAUAUAUAUGUAUAUAUAACUUUAAAAUCCACUACAAAAAUUUUAAACCCGAAAGAGCAAUAUUAUAUAUUGCCUUGUAACUUUAAUUCACCCUUCCGGGAAAGUACACUGGGUUCGUUGUAGCUGCAACCGUUUCAAAAUUUUAAAAUAUGCUAGUACAUCGUCACAAAAAUUGCGGAAUUACAACAAUUGGUCAGAAAAAUCAUUGCAAUUAUAUGGUACUGUGUAUAGUAGCUAUUACAUGCGUAGCAUUGUCGUAAACGUCAAAAUUUAGUACAUUUUUGUGCAGGGUAUAUUCCGUAGUCCGUACGACAUCAGGUCUCUAUAAUGUGUAAAACAUUUUGAUAUACCAAUGUAUUCCUUCGAACAUAGAGCGUGCUUGUAUGGUUAAAUAAAAUUAGGGCC
Messenger RNA from Dendronephthya gigantea, 2893 nucleotides. RefSeq lists its product as uncharacterized. The transcript has 14 exons. Lineage: Eukaryota; Metazoa; Cnidaria; Anthozoa; Malacalcyonacea; Nephtheidae. The record is from RefSeq and is a predicted model, not a curated record. The coding region runs from base 94 to 2346 and encodes 750 amino acids.